Ectocarpus sp. CCAP 1310/34 is the source of this 1238-nucleotide messenger RNA. Lineage: Eukaryota; Phaeophyceae; Ectocarpales; Ectocarpaceae. The record is from the annotation of a GenBank genome assembly.
AUGGCAGGCGUAGCAAGCGGGUGCUCGCGGACUGCUGAGGCAGAGGACGAACUGAAAGAGGAGACAGUCGCGGUGCGGAAAGCACUGAGCGAGCUGGUCGAGGGCAACGCCAACGCCAACGCCAGCAAGAGGAUGAACAGCAUCAACGCUCCGUGGAAGGAGAAGCUGCAGUGCGUGGUUGACCGACUCAACGACCUCUUCAUGGAGUACAUGUCGAAGAUGGACGGAUGCGGUGGCGAGGUCAGGCUAGCUGAGGACGAGUCGUCCUUCAAGAAGUGGGGGAUCGAAAUCAGGGUGCGAUUCCGAUCGGAGGCGGACGGGGGCAAGGUGGCGGUGCUGAACCAACGGGUACACUCGUGGGGCGAGCGGUCCGUGUCUACCACCCUCUUCCUCAUGGCCCUGCAGGAUCUGCAGCACAGCCCGUUCCGUGCGGUGUUCAGCCGCAUCGUGCUCAACUCUUGCGGACCCAGCCGCAAGCAGUACAUCCUCAUCACACCCCAGCUGCUUCAGGGUCUGGUGGCCAUGGAAAACGACGACGUGACCAUCAUCGUCAUCAUGAACGGCGUCAACACCAUCAAGGGCACCGAGGAACACUCCAUGAAGAACUUAAUCGCCGCCAAGAAGCGGCAGCGAGCCCUGAGGGACCUCGGCGCGCAGGAAAACGGCUCCCCAGCAGCGACGUCCGAUUUCCUAGCCUAACCCCUUGUCUGCGUGCUUCAGUUCCAUUACUGGUCAAACCGACCCGGACGCCUUCCGUGGCCAAAGGCUGGGUACCCGAAAAACAGUGGAAGUACAAUUACAAAACCCGAAUAAAGAGUACAGACGGGCGGACCCGGUAAUAACUCGAAAGAUUGUUGAAUGCGUAAACAAAUGGAACGAGAACCGAAAGCGAACCCAAAGCGUAUUGUACAGAUACAUAUUGCCAUGGAUGUAGGGGGGAUAUGGGAGUAGCACUUCCCUACAUGCAUGGGAUCGAGUACUUUGUGUUCCGGCCUUGAGAGCCGAAGGGGGUGUCGUUGUUGUUUUGUUGUUUGAAAGGAUUCCUGAAGGCUGUUGUGGCCGAUGAUUAGAUCGUAGAGAUAGUAAUACUGCGCACUCUAUGCCCACAGGGAUCUGAUUCCCAUAUAGUCUGCGGAGGAGCCGACUAGUCUGAAUUGUGGUUGCCUAGCUGCUCUGGAGGAUUUUCGGCGUGUGUGAGCGUAUGUAAUGUUCGUUCGGGCCCCCCGUGAUUGUUGCAU